AUAUAAAAGCAACAUCUGUAACGCAAUCUUCGAAAUUGACUAUACCAGAAGAAAUAGCCAAAUUCGAUGCAGACGUAUCUGAUACUGAUUCCAACCUUAACAUCGAGCCUUUACCGAUACCACAAUGGCGACCAACUACUCAUCUACAUAAGCUACACACACGAUUC
Molecule: messenger RNA, 167 nt
Organism: Paraglomus occultum
Lineage: Eukaryota; Fungi; Glomeromycota; Glomeromycetes; Paraglomerales; Paraglomeraceae
Source: the annotation of a GenBank genome assembly